Messenger RNA from Acyrthosiphon pisum (pea aphid), 2259 nucleotides. RefSeq names its product ring canal kelch homolog. Gene Ontology annotation, biological process: carbohydrate metabolic process. Gene Ontology annotation, molecular function: hydrolase activity, hydrolyzing O-glycosyl compounds; protein binding. Lineage: Eukaryota; Metazoa; Arthropoda; Insecta; Hemiptera; Aphididae. The record is from RefSeq and is a predicted model, not a curated record. The transcript is spliced from 11 exons. The coding region runs from base 333 to 2177 and encodes 614 amino acids.
CAUAUUAUUAUUAUUAAUUUUAUACACAUCACAAUAGAACGAUUACCCACUUGUAUCGAUAUAUUGUUACCUAUAUUUCUUUUUAACAAUAAUAUCAAUAUCACCGCACACAGCGAAACUGCAAGGACGUCGCACUGUCGAAGUCGUAUCGCACGCACACACCGGCGCCGGCACGUAUUUACUAUUUACAAGGUACAUUCCGUAGUCGUGGUCACGUUUUUUCAUACGAAAUUGUGAUUGUUGAAGUUCCAGAACCACCGAAUCCGCCAUCGACGCUGAGAUUCGAACCUCCAGUCACCUACGCCGGACACAGACACCGCUGUCGCCUUAAUAUGAAGCGUAGGCACGCGCAACAAACUGAUUUCAAAGCUGUUAAGGCAGUAAAAGAAAUGGAUAACGUUCAGGCUUCAUCUGGUGAAAGUAAUCUAAAGGAAGUUCUGAAAUCAAAUGAAUGUGAACCGACACAAUUUAGAAAUGACUCUCACUCUGUAAGAUUACUAGAAAAUUUACAAUCUCUACGCAAAAAUAAAGUUUUAUGUGAUAUUAGAUUUAAAACAAAUGACGGUACUUUAGUAUUAGGACAUAAAAAUGUUCUAAUUGCAGCUAGUCCAUAUUUCAGAGCAAUGUUUGAUAAUUUUGAUGAGAGCAAUAAAGAUCUUGUUAAUAUAAGAGAAUUAGAUUCCAUGGUUUUAAAAAUAUUAGUAGAUUAUAUUUAUACUGGUGAAUUUAUAGUCACAAAAGAAAAUGUACAGGUUUUAUUACAAGGAGCAAACAUCUUACAGUUAGAUUUUGUAAGUGCUGCAUGUGCUGAAUUUUUACAAAAACUACUUGAUGCAUCGAAUUGUCUUGGUAUCAGGGCGUUUGCUGAUUUACAUAACUGUACGGAUUUGUUAUCAAGUUGUGAAGCAUUCAUUAAAAAACAGUUUUUGGAAGUGGUUAAAACUAAUGAGUUCCUAUCAUUAUCUUCCGAAGAUAUGGUUAAGAUUAUAUCCUGUAAUGACCUUGCUGUUCCAUAUGAAGAAAAAGUAUUUGAAAGUGUUAUGAAAUGGGCAAAACAUGAUUUGAAAAUAAGAAAAGAUGUUCUCUCAGAAUUAAUGGAACAUGUGCGUCUGCCAACAUUAGCAUCUAAACCUGAUAUAUUAUUUAAUAUAGUAAAUGAACCUCUUCUAAAAAAUGAUCCUAAAUGCAACAAAUAUGUUAUUGAAGCAUUAAAUUUUAAUCUACAAAAAUCAUUUCAGCAUUUCACGAUUCCAAAAACAAUUCGGUGUAAACCUAGGCAGUUUGGUGAUUCGCAAAAAGUUAUUCUAAUGUUCAAUCGGUCUGAUACAUCGCCAAAGUAUUAUGCAGAAUGGUAUGACCCAGCAACCACGCAAAGAAAGAUUGCACCAGGACUAAAUGAAUUUCGAGGGUUAGCUGGUCUCGUCGUUAUGAGAGAUCGAUAUGUUUUUGCUGUAGGAAGUGUGAAUGGAAUAAGUUCUAAAUCUGUCAGUAUGCUUGAUGUAUCUUCACAAUCACCCUCAUGGGUUCCAAUGGCCGACAUGUUAGUUAGUAGGAGGCGUUUGGGAGUUGGUGUAUUGGAUGAUUGUAUAUAUGCAGUCGGUGGAGGUAAUUUCAAAAAUUCAGUUAAUAGCGUAGAGGUUUUCGAUGUCAGUAUUCAAAAAUGGAGACUAGUGUCUAGUAUGUCAAUUAAGAGAUAUGAUUUUGGUGUUGGUGUACUCAAUAAUCGUUUAUAUGCGGUUGGGGGUGCUGGUGAUCGUAAAACUGUUAAAUCUGUGGAAUAUUAUGAUCCUGCGCUUGACACAUGGACAACAGUUGCAGAAAUGUCUGGAAAUCGUAAAGGUGUUAGUGUAGGAGUCAUGGACGGCGUGAUGUAUGCUAUUGGUGGCUAUGGUGCAGGAAAGUAUCUUAAACGUGUUGAGGUCUAUAGACCAAGUGAUGGUGUUUGGUCGUCUGUUGCUGAUAUGAAUUUGUGCAGAUAUAGGCCUGGAGUAGCCGUAUUAGAUGGUUUGGUGUAUGUUUUUGGUGGAGAAAGAGAAUCAUUUAUUGUUGAUACUGUAGAAAUUUACAACCCCAACACCAAUACUUGGACCUUGGAGAGAUUGUCAAGAAAUAAAGUACAAAUUUAUGCUGGAGUAGUUGUUGAUAGACCAAUACAUUGUAUUAACUUAUUGCCAUAGAUAAUGGUCUCGUUGUUGGUAGUAAUUUGAACAUAUUUGUGUAUAAUAAAAUUAAUGACAACAUUUGUACGGUUCUAUUCAA